GACAGACUGCCACAUAUAACUGUGGCUCAAUCGCGGCGGUGAAACAUCGAUAUGCCCACUUCCUGAAAGCAACUUGAGACUUCCCUAAAGACAUUCAUACAUCCUCCCAACCUGAUCAAUUCACAAGCAAAACACAAAAUGUCCUCGUUAGCCCCAAGAUACAGAAAGUCGCACACAUUCCCAGGCAACGCUGCUUCCGAUGAAGCCCAUGUGGUGCACAUCUUUCUCGACUACAAUUGUCCCUUCAGCACCAAGCUCUUCUUGAACUACCAAGAUACGGUGAUUCCAGAAGUACAGACAAAGUUCCCAAACAAGUUUGAGUUUGUGUUUGUCAACGUGGUGCAGCCAUGGCACCCUAACUCCCAGUUGGCCCACGAAGCCUCAUUGGCCGUGGCCAACCUUGCUCCAGAAAAGUUCUGGGCCUACUCCAGGGCAUUAUUUGAAGCACAGGAAAGCUUCUUCGACACUGCCACCUUGAAUGAAACCAGAAACGAGACCUACAAAAGGCUCGCGGAUAUUGGCACCCAAGUUGGAGUGGAUGCCGAUGCAAUUUACCAGAGAGUCCUGAUUGCUCCAGUGGCGCAGGGAGCAAAGCAGAGCAACGCUGGGAACUCGGUGACUCCGGAAAUCAAGUACUUCACCAGACUCACUAGGGGUUUAGGGAUUCAUGUGACCCCAACCGUCAGCAUUGAUGGCAACGUCAACGCCAAAAUUGAGAGUUCCACUCCUAAUGGGGACUUCUACAAGAUUCUUCAGAGCUAUUUGUAAGCAAUGAACAGCCGGUGCUAGCUUUAUGGCUGAUCCUCGGUUUAUAUAUCUCAAAUAAUCAUAUGUUUAGUAUCAUACGAAU
Messenger RNA from Babjeviella inositovora NRRL Y-12698, 850 nucleotides. RefSeq lists its product as uncharacterized. The record is from RefSeq and is a predicted model, not a curated record. The transcript has a single exon. The coding region runs from base 139 to 768 and encodes 209 amino acids. NCBI's taxonomy places the organism in Eukaryota, Fungi, Ascomycota, Pichiomycetes, Serinales.